CAACACAAAAUUUGCAAAACACAAAACACUUUAGUUAAUAAAGCAUGUUGGGUCGAUAUUGAUCAAAGUCUAUGGAUACCAUUGAAUUUUUUUCUCUCUACUUUUCCAAACAUUAGACUUGGUGUACUCCUUUUACAUCUAUUCGAUCAAACAACAGAACUACUACAAUUUAUUAAUUGCAUAUAUUUGUAAAUAGUAGAGCUGGCCAUAUAUAUAUAUAUUAUAUAUUAUAUAUUAGGUACUAAUGGUAUGAGAAUAUAUAAUUGUGAAGACACAUAGAUGUAUUAAUUAAUAUAUAAUUAUCAAAGAGUUUGCUUUAUAGAUUUAUCAUUGAGUCAUUGACUUCAUUAUCAAGUCUUCUAAACUCAAACCUAUUUCUACCCCCCACACCACACACCCUCAUUUUAUUCAUGAUUCCAAAAUCCCUUAAUUUUAUAUACAUAUUUUAUCAGCUCCCUAUAUAAUUAACUAGCUAGCCACACACUACAUACAUAAUCAUAGUUCAAAGCAUAGAUAAUUAAGAUUAAGAAAACAAAAUAUGAUUCUUAAGAAGAUCAUAAUCAAGUCGCUUUUGCCUUCAUGUAUGAAGCCUCAGAAGGUUACAGUCCCAACAGAGACCAGAUUUCCAGCUUCUUCAAAAGAUACAAGUUCUCAGAGAUUGUCACUUUCCGAUUUAAGUAACUCAUCUAUGGUAUCUCUCAUGAGUGAUCUAUCGAGUACACUUUUUGGGUCAAAUAUUCAUAUUUUUACACAUAAAGAGCUCAAGAACAUCACAUACAACUUCUCUAAGACUAACUUUCUUGGCGAAGGUGGUUUUGGACAAGUGUAUAAAGGGUUCAUUGAUGAUAAGGUCAGGCCUGGUUUGAAAGCUCAAUCUGUAGCGGUUAAAGUUCUCGAUUUGGAUGGCAAACAAGGCCAUCGGGAGUGGCUGGCGGAAGUAAUUUUUCUUGGGCAAUUAAAGCACCCUCAUCUUGUAAACUUGAUCGGUUAUUGUUGCGAAGAUGAACAUAGGCUUAUUGUCUAUGAAUUCAUGCCUCGGGGAAGCUUAGAGAACCAUAUUUUCAAAGGUUACUCUGGAGCCUUACCGUGGUUAACGAGAAUAAAAAUUGCAAUUGGAGCUGCGAAAGGCCUGAGUUUCCUACACGAGGAAGAAAAGCCAGUCAUAUAUCGAGAUUUCAAAGCUUCAAAUAUCUUACUAGAUUCUGAUUUUACUGCUAAGCUUUCUGAUUUUGGCUUAGCCAUAGAUGGUCCACAAGGAGAUGAAACGCACAUUUCAACGCGCGUAAUGGGCACCGAAGGCUAUGCUGCUCCGGAGUACAUAAUGACAGGUCAUGUGACAGCUAUGAGCGAUGUAUUUAGUUAUGGAGUGGUUCUGUUGGAACUAUUAACAGGUAGGCGAUGCUUGGACAAGAGCCGAAGACUGAGUAGGGAACAGAACCUUGUUGAUUGGGCUAAGCCUUUUUUAAAAGAUGCCCAUAAAGUGGACCGAAUAAUGGACCCAAGGCUCGAGGGUCAGUACUCGAUCGAAGGGGCUAGGAAAGCAGCUGCUUUGGCUCAUCAAUGUUUGAGCCACAACCCCAAAUCUCGACCCACAAUGAGUAGUGUGGUCAAAUCGUUGGAGCCACUUUUGGGCUUGACUCGUGACAUUUCAGUACCUUUUGUUUAUGUUGUUCCCACUGAAUUAAGAGAGGAAAAAGUUGAUCAUGAUGAUGAAGAUGUGGUACUUAUGAGUAGUAGAAGUAAUAAUAAUGGAGAUAAUAAUAGUUACCAAAGAGAGGAAAAGAGCCAGAGUCGACGUCGUGGCCGAAAAGGUUAUAGGCAUAAAUACAGGAUUAGGUCAUCAAGAUCCAACGCAGUAUAUUCUGAUACUACUUUGUAUAAAACUCUUGGAACUAGUCUUUACUCCCCAAAAGGACAAGUACUAGCUAGGUGAUGAUCAGAAGUUAAAAUAAUUAAGAUUAUAUUAGAUUAUUACAUAAUUAAAGAAUUAAUUACACACACAUACAAAAAAAAAAAAAUACAUAUAGCUAUACUACUUGUGUGUUUGUUGUAUCAUGUUGUGUACAUUAGAGUAGUUUUUUAAUUUAUUUAUUUUUUCUUUUAAAUUUUGUUGUUCAGUAAGAUUUGAGAUGAUAAUAUUGGUCAGUAUCUCAGUUAGGACGUACGUAUUAUUGUAGCGUAUAGCUUCAUUAAGCCUAUACCUACCCUUGUAACCGAAAUAUAUAGAUAUAAUUAUACAGCCAAGUGUGUAUGUUGUUAA
Cannabis sativa is the source of this 2260-nucleotide messenger RNA. RefSeq names its product putative receptor-like protein kinase At1g72540. NCBI's taxonomy places the organism in Eukaryota, Viridiplantae, Streptophyta, Magnoliopsida, Rosales, Cannabaceae. Gene Ontology annotation, biological process: protein phosphorylation. Bases 539 to 1933 code for a protein of 464 amino acids. The transcript has 5 exons. Gene Ontology annotation, molecular function: ATP binding; protein kinase activity. The record is from RefSeq and is a predicted model, not a curated record.